ACGGUGGUCGAUCGGCACCGUAUCGAGCAGGUCGAACCGAUGGUGCAGGACGAGGAGGACAACAUUUUUGCCGAUCACAUGCUGAGCAACUUUCUGUGCAAGUACGACGAAAACGGGACCGGCGGGCGGACGACGAACUUGAUCAAGAAAUCCAAGAACGAUUCAUACCAAACCAUGAACCUCAAGCUGAACGUGCUGCUGCUGGAGGGCUUUCUUAUCUUCAACCAUCCGAUCACGCUCGAUCUGUGCAGCGUCAAGUUCCACAUCCAUCUGCCGUACGAAAAGUGUUACGCGCGCCGAUCGCAGCGCGUGUACGAUCCGCCCGACGUGGUCGGGUACUUCGAGAUGUUCGUGUGGCCGAUGUACGAGAAGCAUUACAAGGAGUUUAGGGACCGGAAGGACGUCUACGUGCUGAACGGGGAGAUUCCGCAGGAAAACCUCUUCAACUACGUACUAAACUGCGUCAAAGAUUUAUUGUAAGGCGCAGCGAUAAGGUUAGGAUUAAACAGAGCGACCAGUACAAGCGCGAUCGCCACCGCGAUCGCGAUGUAUCACGAUUCCAGUAACGGGUUAAUGAGUUCCUUAAGCAUAAGACACAUACACACAGACACACACUGUAGGCCGCGUCGGGUGGCCGAAUUGGAGCCGAGUUUUGGGCCAAGCUAUUGUAGAGAUCUUAUGAUUAGAUGACGAUGCUACGCCACCCGUGGC
Messenger RNA from Anopheles cruzii, 711 nucleotides. Its product is annotated as nicotinamide riboside kinase 1-like. The record is from RefSeq and is a predicted model, not a curated record. Gene Ontology annotation, cellular component: cytoplasm. NCBI's taxonomy places the organism in Eukaryota, Metazoa, Arthropoda, Insecta, Diptera, Culicidae. The transcript has a single exon. The annotation marks the transcript as partial.